AUUGGUGCUAUGUGGGAUGGUAAUGUAGACUGUAUAUACAGUUUAUGGGUGGCAAGUGGAGCUGCCUGGCUGUAACCACCCAGGGCCACCCCCCUGGCUCCACCACUGUCAGAUGGUACGAUCCUUUGAGCGUCGUCACACACGAGUGGUAGCACUGCGUGUACAGCGUUCAGUCAGUGCAAGUAGUAGCACUGGGGCAUCCAGUGGUUCCGUCCUCUUUUAAUUAACAAAACUAUAAAUCAAAGAUUAAAAGUAGUAGUCUGCCGGGGUGAGCCGGCUCCCAUCGUUCACACAAAGGAGCCGUCUACUAGAACCGACUCGCUCGCUACCGACACAUCACCAAGAAGAAGGAGCUCAGCAAACCGACACGUUAGCCAACAGUAACAACAGAAAGUCUCUUAGUAUCCAGUUUUCUACUCCGCUCUGCUCUGACCAGUCAUCUGUGGAACAUGUCGAGACUCCAAGGUUUGAAGGUUUUUAUCAACCAGCGGCUAACUGCGGCAGUGGAGGAGGUCAUUAGCCGUUUAGAGAAAGUAAUAAUGGAGUAUGAAGAUGAGAUGGAGUGCCGCCAUCGCAGGCUGCUGAACUCUGCUUCAAAACCUGAGGAUGAGCAGAAGAGAGCAGAUGUCCAGCAGCAGCUGGUGAUUAAAGAAGAGGUUCUGUCUGAGCAGCAGGAGUGGAGCCCCAGGCAAGACCAGGAGGACCCAGAGCACCCACACAUUAAGGAGGAAAAACAGGAUUUCUGGACCAGUCAGGAGAUCAGGAGUCAGCUGCAAGGAGUGCAUGAUGGCAAUAUCACAAAGUUCCCAUCCACACAAGUCCCUGUGAAGAGUGAAGAGGAGGAGAAAUCUCAGUCCUCACAGCUUUAUCAGAGACUGGCUCCAGCCAGCAGCUCUGCCCAACCAGAACCAGAACCAGACAGGAGCUCAGCAUCUGGUUUUAAACAUCAAUCUAAAUCUGUUGACAAGACCUCACACUCUUCAGAAGCUGAGACUGAGGACAGUGACGACGACUGGAAGGAGAUCAGAAAACCUCAGACAGAUUUAAAUACUGUAAAAAAUAAAGUUCCUGUCAAUGAUAUAGGACGUAAUACCAGCAUUAAAUCGUUCAGCUGCUCAAAAUGUGAUAAAAGAUUUGGCCAGAAGCACCAUCUGCAGACACACAUGAGAUGUCAUACUGGAGAGAAACCCUUCAGUUGCUCUCUUUGUGGUAAAAGAUUUACUCAGAAGGGAAAUCUGACACAACACCUGACAGUCCACACACGGGAGAAGCCCUGCAGUUGUCCUGUUUGUGGGGAAAGAUUUUCACAAAAAGGAAAUUUGACACAACACAUGACAGUCCACACAAGGGAAAAACUUUGUUGGUGAGAGACUGGCAGAGAAUUCUUAAAGGACAGAAGUACGCAGUGAACAAAUUAUCACUUUGUUACCAUCCAAUCCAGGGUAACAGUUUAGACAUGCCACUGCCACAACAUAAGGCCGAGUUGUUCUGGGAGUUACUGGUUCAUAUGUUCCCUGUUUUUGUCUUAAAUACCAACUUAUGUCUCGGGAUGAGGUCCUUUCAAAUCUUACAAAGUUUACAUUUCAACAUUUGCAGUUACUACCAUACUAACUCCAACUCAAAAAAGUAAUUAUAUCUGACACAUUCAGUAAACAGCUAUAAGACUUCAAAUGUUGAUAUAUGAAUCAGGGAUUCAGUGGGAGAUUCUUAAGUUGUUUACAUUUUCAGCUUUGUAAAAUAAUGUUAAAUGACCAAGCAAGAUCAUACAUCAUAUAAUGUAAACAAUUUGUAAUGGCUAAUUACUUGUUAUUUACUUGAGAGCCACAGCUUACAGUGAAAAUAUUGUUUACCAGACUGAAGCCCCGCAUGCACUGUAAGGCUUAAAGUAUGUGGAAACCUGAAUAUUAAACCCAUAUGAGAUAGUUAACCAUGUAAAUCCAAAACCAUGGGCCUGACCAGAAGUACAUAAAGUAUAUGGACAGAAUAGUCUACUCACUAUAGAGUGUAAAUCAUAUAAUCAAACACCUUUGCAAGUGUUCCAUGUGACUCUGCUAGUCAGUAGGACAAAUGAUGACAUGGAGGUCCUGACUGGUCUGCACUUCUCUGACUGUCACCUGAAAAAAUACUUAUUUACUACGUGGAUUAAUAUAACACAUUGUUUUAUAAGGAGCUGGUUGAUAUUACCAGAAAUCCAUCCAUUAUCUUUACCCCUUAUCCUUAAGGGUCACAAGGCCUGGAGCCAGUGCCAGUUGACACUGGGUCAAGGGGCAGGGUACACCCUGGACAGAUAUUACCUGAGACCAGUGUCAUAAUUUACUGUCACAUUUACCCUCAGUAAUGAAAGGAUGUCAUUAAAUACACAUGUGCACCUGAAUCUCUCACAGAGGAGCACUUUUCAAUUUUGUGUACUGAAGCAAACACAGACAAUCGUGGAUUUGAAUAACAUGUAUCUUAUUUUAGAACACUGACACUAAACCAAGAAAAUCAUAGUAAAAGGGACUUUGUUUCACAUCUCCUGGCUGUAAGAAUGAGUCAUAAUUAGAUUUGAAUAACACUUACGGCUUUUGUUAUUCCAUCUGCUAGGUGUCUGAUAGAAUGACUGAUUGAACUUCAUAGUGACAUUAUUGCAUGCUUCUGUCAGCCUUCACAUUAUAGUCAGGAACAGAACAUUAGUAACUCUCUCUCAUCACUACACACACAAACAUCUCACAGAGAGCUACCUAAGGAGCUGAUGUAUGUGAAGUAGGCGUACAUCAGGGUAUCUUUUGGUCUAGAGGGAGGGGUGGGUUCAGGGAUUUUUUUUAUGUUGUAUGUUGAAAAACCAAUAAAGAGAAUGUGAAAUAUUUGUGAAGUUGCUAUGCAAAUAAACACAGACACAACAAACUUGUAUCUGCCAUGUGAAUAAAUUGAUCAAAUCACUUUAUAAAAGGAAAAUGUUGAGCAUUCCACCAGCAGCACAGUGUUUUAUUUAUUAUGCAAAACUAUGUAACUUUUGCUGAGCAGUGACAACAGCAGCUGAACACUGGCUUAUUUACACUC
Molecule: messenger RNA, 3039 nt
Organism: Lates calcarifer (barramundi perch)
Lineage: Eukaryota; Metazoa; Chordata; Actinopteri; Centropomidae
Product: zinc finger protein 181
Exons: 2
Coding region: 450-1367 (305 amino acids)
Source: RefSeq, a predicted model, not a curated record